Messenger RNA from Acipenser ruthenus (sterlet), 2132 nucleotides. RefSeq names its product E3 ubiquitin-protein ligase RMND5A. The transcript has 10 exons. Gene Ontology annotation, cellular component: cytoplasm; GID complex; nucleus. The record is from RefSeq and is a predicted model, not a curated record. The coding region runs from base 191 to 1366 and encodes 391 amino acids. Gene Ontology annotation, molecular function: protein binding; ubiquitin protein ligase activity. NCBI's taxonomy places the organism in Eukaryota, Metazoa, Chordata, Actinopteri, Acipenseriformes, Acipenseridae. Gene Ontology annotation, biological process: proteasome-mediated ubiquitin-dependent protein catabolic process.
AACUGUUUAAAUAUUAACUUUUAAAAUUAUUAUUUUUGUUUUUAAUAUAUAGGUUUCGAUUUAUAUAAAUGGAGAAAUCGGCUACAAUUUGUGUGAUUCUCUAUUUGCUUUUACAGAGCGCCCCCUCAUUGUCGUCUUUUGGUUUAGCCCUACUAAAACGGGUCAACAUUUUGUUUAAUACACAGAAGCUAUGGAUCAGUGUGUCAAUGUGGAGAGAGAGUUGGAGAAAGUGCUCCAGAAAUUCGCCAGCUAUGGCCAGCACUGCGAUAGAACUCUGGAGGAACUGAUCGAAUACACCAGCGGCUUGAAACAGGAAAUAUCGCAGACUGGAGAUCGGGAUGUUGAAUUCUCAGGAACACUUUCUCUCGUCCUAUCGCAAUGCUGUAAGAGGAUAAAAGACACAGUACAGAAACUAGCGUCAGACCAUAAAGACAUUCACAGCAGCGUCUCUCGAGUAGGAAAAGCCAUUGACAAGAAUUUCGAUUCAGAUAUCAGCAGUGUUGGCAUAGAAGGAUGCUGGCAGUCUGAAAGCCAGCGGAUUCUCAGUGAGGUUAUGGUGGAGCACUUUUUCAGACAAGGUAUGCUGGAUGUGGCUGAGGAAUUGUGUCAGGAAGCUGGACUGUGCAUAGACCCAAGUCAGAAGGAACCCUUUGUAGAAUUAAACAGAAUACUAGAAGCACUUCGAGUGAGAGACUUAAGACCUGCCUUAGAGUGGGCAGUGGCGAAUCAGGAAAUGCUUAUGGCCCAGAAGAGCUCCUUAGAAUUCAAACUGCACAGAUUGUAUUUUAUCAGCCUGCUAAUGGGGGGUACAGCCAAUCAGAAAGAAGCACUGCAGUACGCAAAAAACUUUCAACCUUUUGCAGUAAACCACCAAAAAGAUAUCCAGGUCUUAAUGGGAAGCCUAGUGUACCUGCAGCAGGGGAUUGAGAACUCUCCGUACGUUCACCUGCUGGACUCCAAUCAGUGGGCCGAUAUCUGUGACAUUUUUACCAGAGAUGCCUGUGCUCUCCAAGGCCUUUCUGUUGAAUCUCCGCUCAGUGUCAGCUUUUCAGCCGGCUGUGUAGCACUGCCAGCUCUUAUAAACAUUAAAGCAGUCAUCGAACAGAGACAGUGCACUGGAGUGUGGAACCAGAAGGACGAAUUGCCUAUUGAAGUUGAACUUGGUAAAAAGUGUUGGUACCACUCAGUGUUUGCUUGCCCUAUUCUUCGGCAACAAACAACAGAUAACAACCCACCUAUGAAACUGGUGUGUGGCCAUAUUAUUUCCAGAGAUGCUUUAAAUAAAAUGAUCAGUGGAAGCAAGUUGAAAUGUCCUUAUUGUCCAAUGGAGCAGGUUCCAGGAGAUGGGAAGCAAAUAUACUUCUAAAAUGUCCUAAAUCAAUGUGUUAAUGGCCAUUAACUUUGAACAAGCUGCUUAAUGAGUAUCUGCAGAAGUAAUUCAGUUUUAUGGGAAGGUUUGCCAAUAUUGAGUAACAGUGUGCAGAAGCCAGAGAAAAUAUUAGUGGCAAUAGGGCUUUAACCUUGAUCUGCAUACACUGAUCAAGUUAAUACACCAGCACUCCCUAUGAAAGGCAAUUAUUUAUUUGUAUUUUAAGCUAAAUUAAAUUUGUGUUUGGAUUUUACAUUAUGGAGGUAAUGUUACCACCCAAAUUAACUUUUUUCUUGUAUUAUCACUGUAUCAUCACAUUGAUCAAUUGUAAGUCAUCUUUUGAGGAUUAGUGUGGAAUGUUUUUUUUUUCUUUUCUUUUUUUAAGUGUAUAUAACAGUAUUUAGAAAACUAUAAUGGAUACAUAGCAAGUAUUGCUGCAGAGUUUGCUUAUCUAAUUUGUAUUUUCUGGUGAUAGAGCAAGCUGUGAAAUGCUUUGACUUAUGUUUUUUUUUUUUUUUUCCCUCCCAGUCUUUAAAAAAUUAAAAUUAAAAAAAAAAAAGAAAUUUCAAAAAAACUGUACAGAACCAAGUUAAUAUUGGAGCAUUUGGAGCUUAGGUAUUUAAAUGUAUUGCUAAUUUAUAUGAGUGUAUGCAGUUUAUAUUAUCUUACUGGAGAAGAGUGGCAUGUAUGGUUUCUUUGCUCUGAUAAUUAAAUAAUGUUAUAUGUGUAAUGCCAUCUAUUAAAGAUAUACUUUUGAAAAAUG